Messenger RNA from Solea senegalensis (Senegalese sole), 2672 nucleotides. RefSeq names its product arginyl-tRNA synthetase 2, mitochondrial (gene rars2). The coding region runs from base 125 to 1864 and encodes 579 amino acids. Gene Ontology annotation, molecular function: arginine-tRNA ligase activity; ATP binding. Gene Ontology annotation, cellular component: mitochondrion; cytoplasm. The record is from RefSeq and is a predicted model, not a curated record. Gene Ontology annotation, biological process: arginyl-tRNA aminoacylation; mitochondrial translation. The transcript has 20 exons. NCBI's taxonomy places the organism in Eukaryota, Metazoa, Chordata, Actinopteri, Pleuronectiformes, Soleidae.
AAGCGGUGGGACCAGGAAGAAAAGAAAAGCACGUUAGCCAUGUCAUUGGAAGCUCAUUAUGGCUGAAUUUCUGUAAUUUAGCGUCAAAUGUGUUUCUUUGUGUUUUGCUGCACUUCAAAGAAACAUGGCGUGUUUCUUCAGGAGGAAAAUUGCAGCGAAGCUGGGUAGGACAUUGCAGGCGCCGGAGGAUGUCUUCAUACCAGUCCUGUCAGCAGUUCCAGUUUUUAAGAAACAAAAGUCUGCUGACUUCAGACUAUCAAUCAACACAUUACGAGACAAAGGCAUUUUACCAUCCAGUGGAAACGUUCAGUUGCAGACAGAAAACUUAGCUUCCCAGUUAAAGCAGGACAACGUGGUGGAUGAAAUAUCUGUUGAGCGUGGAAUGAUCAACUUUACAAUUCAUCGCAAGCUUCUUGUCGAGAAAAUGUUGGAGCCGUUUGAAAAACAGGAGGAUGUGAAAUUUGGAUUAAAUAGUGAACUUUUGAAUCAACUCAAAAAAGGAACAACCUUAGUGGAAUACAGUUCUCCAAAUAUUGCCAAAAAAUUCCACGCUGGACACUUGCGGUCGACAAUUAUUGGUAACUUCAUUUCCAACCUAAAGCAAUUCCUUGGAAACAAUGUGAUCCGUAUGAACUACCUUGGAGACUGGGGUAUGCAGUUUGGUUUGCUAGGAGCUGGUUUUGGCCAGUUUGGAUGUCAGGAAAAAUUAAAACAGAAUCCAUUACAGCAUUUGUUUGAGGUUUACGUCCAAGUGAACAAGGAGGUGGAGCACAACGAGGAUAUGAAGCAGGCUGCCAGAGAUUUCUUUAGACAGCUGGAGCAGCACGAAAGCCAGGCCUUGUCGUUAUGGCAACAGUUCAGAGACAUCACAGUGCAGGAGUAUCAACACAUUUAUAAGCGGUUAGGCAUCCACUUUGAUGUUUACUCCGGGGAGUCCGAGCACCAAGGUCAAGCUCUAGAAGUGGUGCAGCAGCUGCAGAGCCAAAGCCUGCUGAAAACCUCAGAGAAAGGAACUGGAGUAGUGGAUCUUUCCUCUCAGGGCGACAUGAGCAGCGUCUGUACGUUGCUCCGCAGCGACGGCACAUCGCUCUACAUCACCAGAGAUCUCGCCGCAGCUGCUGCCCGAAAACAGCAGUACCAGUUUGAUGAGAUGAUUUAUGUGACAGAUAAAAGUCAAGCCAACCACUUCCAGCAGUUGUUCCAGAUCCUGCUGGCUAUGGGACAUUCUUGGGCCCAAAGCUGUCAGCAUGUGCCCUUUGGCCUGGUGCAGGGCAUGAAGACACGGACUGGCGAGGUGGUUUUCCUGGAGGACGUGCUGGAUGAAGCACGGGCCAGGAUGUUGAACAACAUGAGCCAGACAAAAACCACAAAGGAAAUGGACGAUCCAGAACACACAGCCGAGAAAGUGGGAAUUAGUGCACUAAUAAUUCAGGAUUUCAAAGGUCCACUGCAGUCAGACUAUAAGUUUGACUGGGACAGGAUGCUGCAGGCUCAGGGAGACACGGGCGUCUUUCUUCAGUACACACACGCUCGCCUCCGCAGUUUAAUACGGAUGAAUUGUCAAAUAGAUGCAGCUCCGUUUGAUGCGUCUCUUCUACCUGAGCAGACGAGUAUCGUGAUCCUCCAGCAUCUCCUUCGCUAUGAUGAGGUGCUGUACCAGUCAGCCCUGGAUCUGCAACCCAAACACUUGGUCAACUUCUUAUUAAAGCUGUGUCACCUGAGCGCCAAGGCACACAGAGAGCUGCCAGUCAAAGGAAGCCCUCAUGAUGUCGCACAGGCGAGGUUAAGAUUGUUUGGCGCUUCCUGCUCAGUCCUGGCCAGCGGGAUGAUGAUCCUUGGCAUAACCCCGGUGGAGAAAAUGUGAAGCUCUGUGAAAGUUUGUAACGCAAUUAUCAUGUCAAUUCACUGGUACAGGUAACCAAAUAACUGUAAAUAACAGCCUGACAUUUUUAAAUAAAAAAUAAAAUAAUGAAAUUGAACCGAGUAUGUGCAGCAUGUAGCUUUUCAACAUUUUAAAAAGGCCUUGUAGGAAAGAACCAGUUAACUAUAAAAUAGAGAAUGCAGUAACUGUUGAAACAAUACAAAAUUAAGUUAAGUCCUUAAGUCCAAUAUCCCAGUUUAAAACUGGUUAAGUGUCCAAGACAAAGCUAAAAACAUGGUCUUGACUGUUGUGAUUAUUGGACAACAUUCAUUUUAGCCAAUCCACUUUGAUUCGAAACAAAAUCCAUAUUAUCUGUAAUGCUAAACAGUGUAAAAGUGUGUACUUCUAGUCUAAACCAUUAAACCAGCAUGACAAGAAUGAAAAAACACUGUAUAUUGAUUGAGCAUCCCCUUUUCACAGCAACAAGAAAUGUCCACUUAAGUUAUGGACCUCGUUGUGCUGCAGGUUGAGAGAACCUACAUUCACGUUGCCCUAAUGUAUGUGGCUUUGGAAAAGAGACACCGGUCUUCAUUUACUAGACGUGGCUUUGCUCCCGUGCGGAGAAAUCCACCGCCUUCUGUCUCUUAAAAAAAUAUCAAUGUGUUGGACAGAAAUUCACAAAUCUUUUAUUUCAACAUGAACUCAUUUCAAUUUAAUUAAAAAAAAUUCAAAGUAAUCUCCAGAGCAGAAGUCAACACAGGUCUGAUACAAAAGACACUUCGAUAACAUAACAUAUGCAGUCUUCAUCGUU